AUGGAAGAUCCAAUCAUUGAAGGCAAAAAAUAUCAGUGUAGCUAUUGCACAAAAGUGCUCUCGUCAAAGCAAAAUCUUAAAGAACACCUGUUUACUCACAGUGGAGAAAAGCCAUACGUCUGCAAAGAAAAAGGCUGUGGCAUUAAAUUUCGCCAAGGAAGCCAACUUUCAGCCCACAGGAGAAUUCACAAAUCUAUCCAGGGGAAAGCCCAAAAAGCGUACUUUUAUGACAUCAAAGUAAGUCUUAAUUAGCUUUCUGAUAUAUUAAUUAGGCAUCCUCAUUUGUUGGAUGAAGAAUAUAACGAAAACCUACCACAGACCGCCAACACACUUAUUAAUGUGCCAUUGAUCACAGUGCCUCAAGAAAACAUUGUGUUGCCAUCGAUUCUCUAG
This is a messenger RNA of Blepharisma stoltei, 393 nucleotides long. The record is from the annotation of a GenBank genome assembly. Lineage: Eukaryota; Ciliophora; Heterotrichea; Heterotrichida; Blepharismidae.